Messenger RNA from Fonsecaea multimorphosa CBS 102226, 2196 nucleotides. RefSeq lists its product as uncharacterized. Lineage: Eukaryota; Fungi; Ascomycota; Eurotiomycetes; Chaetothyriales; Herpotrichiellaceae. The coding region runs from base 1 to 2196 and encodes 731 amino acids. The record is from RefSeq and is a predicted model, not a curated record. The transcript has 5 exons.
AUGAAGUCUUUGGAUUUAUCUCAGUCUCUAUGGUCGCUCGCGUUGCUUCCGAGCCUCUCACAUGCCUACUGGCGCAUGGCCUGCAGCGUUUCUCAGACAGCUCGGGUGGACCUCAUACUUAACCCAGGCGAGGUGUCUGGACAUGUGCACAAGUUCGCAGGCGGCAGCAAUGUCAACCAAUAUUCCGAUUUCAACUCGCUACAAACUUCGAACUGUUCGACAUGCGAAGUCCAGCAGGACAAAUCAGCCUACUGGACCCCACAACUUUACUACGCUCACGCAAACGGCUCGUUCGAAGAGGUACCCAACUACGGAAUGACGGUGUAUUACGUUGGCCGCGGAGGAAAUUCUUCUAACACGGUACCAUUUCCGGCUGGAUUCAAGAUGAUCACGGGCGACACUCGACAACGAUCUUACGACAAUACAACCUUGACAUACUUGAAUACCAGGCCUGUGGCCGAUAGGGUAAGUUUUCACUGCAUAGACGAGGCUAACGAUAUUCCAGAACAACACUACAUGUUCCGUACCGACUGUGUCAAUGGCAUGCGAGCUCAGGUCAACUUUCAGUCCUGCUGGGAUGGAGUGAAUCUUUAUCUCGACAACAAUGCCCACGUCGAUUACUUGUCAGGCAUUGACUACGGCGUCUGCCCUCCUUCUCAUCCGGUUCCUAUUCCUGGCCUGUUCUUCGAGGUUCUUUACAUGACAAACUCGGUCGACCAAUCAGCUGGUGGCCAGUUUGUCUUCUCCAACGGCGAUACCACUGGCUACGGUUUCCACGGCGAUUUCCUGAACGGUUGGGAUAUGGACAUACAGACUGCUGCUGUUCAGGAUUGUCUCUACACAGAUAAUGGCGGGGUGGUGAGCGCAUGCUCUCACCUCUCUCCAAGCGACGAUACCAACUUUCCACGCGACUGUCUUGAACAGCCAUCCGUAUUCGAUGAGCCUGUUCACGGCAUGCUUUCUGCUUUGCCUGGCUGCAACCCGAUCACGUCUGGUCCCGCCAUGGCUGAUUCAGUCGUCUGUCCUCUUGACUCCCACACACUCGACGCGGCGAACCAAACAUCAAUCUUAAACGCCACAUCUACUGCGGUCUUCAACGCUACAUCUACUGCGUUCUCCAAUGCUACAUCUUCUGCAAUUGCCUCUUCUUUGGAUGCCGCGGCAACGAGCACCGAAACUGAAUCCACCGUGCCAGUCACGACGGAUACGUUUACUACCCCGAGCCCAACUCCAAUCGACGCAGUAGCUUCAAGCGUUUCCUCCUCUAUUGAACUGUCAUCCUCUGACCUACCUCCGAUGCCAGCUACGGUAACAUCCUUCGAUCAGUUCACUUCAACUAUGGAAUCAGGAAGCGGGCUAGUGACUACCACCGUCACCGAGUGGGUUACUAUUACAGUGACAGGACCUAACGAUAUUCCGGCAAAUUUCGUCGCUGUGAGCAGCACGUCUGGUGUCGCAUCAACGCCUACGGCCACAGACUCAAGCAUGGAGGCAGUGGCGUCUAGCGAAUCAAUUAUAUACACCGAUUCCUCCCCCAAGCAAGACACAAGCCCGACCACAGAGGGUAUGACCACCAUUACCUUGUAUGCGACUGUGGCUCCUACAAAUACACCCCCAGCGUUCUCGCAAUUCGUAUCCUCCUCAGACACCACUUCCAUGACAAUCGGCAUUCCCACUCCUACCAAUACACCUUCAGCGUUUUCACAAUUCAUAACCUCACCAAACACCACUUUGACGGCAAUUUACACUCCCUCUCCCACCCACACACCCUCCGCAUUCUCGCAAUUUGUAUCUGCAAACACCACGUUGACGAUACCGGGCACCCCAUUUCCUACCAAUACAUCCCCAGCGUUUUCGGAAUUCGUACCCUAUCCCAACACCACUUUCACGACAGUGGUUACCCCCGCUGCUACCAAUACUAGCGGUAGUGGGAGUAUCGCUAUCUCGACAACUGUGGCCGUGGCUUACGGAUUUCCUUGUUCUCUUUACGCAGAUUUUACGAUUGAGGGGUGUCAGCCACCAGCAGCCACCUCCUCAACCGUGGAUGCCACAACAACGAACGUUCCGAGCGCAUUCGUGACAGCGACACAAUCAGUCGCCGAUAACUCGACUGUGGUGCUUACAACGUCUGCGCCAGCUGCAACACCUUUCAGGAUUCGGGGACGUGAAGUGUUCUUGACAGAGAAAAUAGAGUGA